This is a messenger RNA of Hemicordylus capensis (graceful crag lizard), 10575 nucleotides long. RefSeq names its product potassium inwardly rectifying channel subfamily J member 3 (gene KCNJ3). Gene Ontology annotation, molecular function: G-protein activated inward rectifier potassium channel activity. Gene Ontology annotation, biological process: potassium ion import across plasma membrane; regulation of monoatomic ion transmembrane transport. Gene Ontology annotation, cellular component: plasma membrane. The transcript has 3 exons. NCBI's taxonomy places the organism in Eukaryota, Metazoa, Chordata, Lepidosauria, Squamata, Cordylidae. Bases 1516 to 3000 code for a protein of 494 amino acids. The record is from RefSeq and is a predicted model, not a curated record.
UUGCUUUAUUUGGGAGUGAGGGUUGAAGGGGCAAGUGGGUGUGUGAACAGCUGAGGGGUUCGUUGCUAGUUGGCGAGGGUGGUACUGGUGGCGGCGGCGGCUUGGGCUGCUGGCUGGGCGCUGUUGCUUCCGCCGCCGCCGCCGCUUUUGGCACUGCAGAUCGAAAUGAAGGUGCAAAAUCAGGCGGGUGGUGGGAAAGGAAAGCAAGGGACAGGCGGGGCUAACAGAGGUCUGCAGAUCGCCGCAUGCAUUAACUCACACACACAGCCCGAGCCUUUUGCUGCCGCCUCAGUACAGCGCGGAACCUGCCUCGCUAACUCAUGCCUCCCACUAUCAUGAGGAAGAAGAAAAAUCCCUGGAAGCUUCAUUUGCUGUGCGGGCUGCAAAGCUGAACGAGACCAACGUGGAUUUAUUUAUUAAUUUGGUUCCCAAACCCCAGAAGGGGAGGCGGUGAAGAAGAAGAACUGACAGCCUGGUAGAGGAGGGAUUUUUUAUUUUUUAUUUUUUUGCAAUGGCUGGAACUGCUCUCCUUUAGCGGCAAAGGAGCCAAGGGACACGGAAAGGAGUAGAAGAGCCAUGGCUGCACUCCCAGCUUGCUGAAAGGCGCUGCUAGAUACGCGCGCGCGCACACACACACACACGCACGAACACACAGGCACCCCACACCACCAGAGGCUCGCACGUCACACACACACACAACUCCUCAGGCACAACGAGGCAGUUGCCUCCCGCCCGCUGAGGCUGUGAGGCUCUUGGCGCUCGCUGGCUCGCUCUUCUCCGCCCAUGUGUCUUCUCUGCUGCGUCCUGCUAGGCAGCAGAGGCUGUCCAAAUGAGGGCGCCGCGGGGAAGGGACUUGGUGGUUGCCUGUGAGGAUUAGGCGCGAGGCAGGGAGGGUGGGGGAAGGCACUGGGGUGGGCAGCAGGGGCUAUAAUUUUCUUGUUGCCGUUCUCCUGCUUCUGACUGAAGGAGGUGGGGGGAGAAGAAGAGAGGGAGAGCCUGCCAAGGAUGCCUUUGUGCCCGGUCCUCAGCAGCGCUGAGGGGAGGAGAAGAAACGGCGCCAAGCAGCGACUGCCCGCCUGACUGCCUGGACUGCAGCUAGUUUGCGCGGAAUCCAGCCUUCACCCCCCUCCCCCUCCCCUUUCCAUAACUUCCAGGAGUGGUUUGGGAGGGCACGGCGAGACUGCUGCGCGGCAGUAAGGUAAACCUAAGAUGGUACUUCCAUACCUGGGCUCCUGGUUUUGAGUGGGUAGAACAGAGGAGAAAGGAGAGUUUAUCCCUCGAGAAAGGAGGGGAGGUGGAAGCGGUGGCCCAGAAGAGUAUAAAGGGGAGUGGGGUAUUCGCAGCGCGGGAAGAGAUAGAAAAGAGGGAAGGAAAGUCAAGGGGGGAGGAGGGGAAGAAGAGAAGAGCAAGGAGGGGAAGGUGGUAGAGAACCAGGGAAGAAAAGAGAGGGCAGGAUCCUACCACUCCUCCCCCUGCAAACUACAGAUUAGUGACUCUGGCUAGCCCCUCUGUAUUAUGUCUGCACUCCGAAGGAAAUUCGGGGACGAUUACCAGGUAGUGACCACUUCCUCCAGUGGCUCAGGCUUCCACCAGCAGCAGGCAUCAGCCCAUAAGAAGAAGCGCCAGCGCUUCGUGGACAAGAAUGGCAGGUGUAAUGUGCAGCAUGGCAACCUGGGCAGUGAGACAAGCCGCUACCUGUCGGACCUGUUCACCACUCUGGUGGAUCUCAAGUGGCGCUGGAACCUCUUCAUCUUUAUCCUCACCUACACUGUGGCCUGGCUUUUUAUGGCCUCCAUGUGGUGGGUCAUUGCCUACAUGCGGGGUGACUUGAACAAGGCUCACGAUGAGAAAUACACACCAUGCGUGGCCAAUGUCUACAACUUCCCCUCGGCCUUCCUUUUCUUCAUAGAGACAGAGGCUACCAUUGGUUAUGGCUACCGAUACAUUACAGACAAAUGUCCAGAGGGUAUCAUCCUCUUCCUGUUCCAGUCCAUCUUGGGUUCCAUCGUGGAUGCAUUUCUCAUUGGCUGUAUGUUCAUCAAGAUGUCCCAACCUAAGAAGCGAGCUGAGACACUGAUGUUCAGUGAACAUGCUGCUAUCUCCAUGAGGGAUGGCAAACUCACCCUCAUGUUUAGGGUGGGCAACCUUCGCAAUAGCCACAUGGUCUCUGCACAGAUCCGCUGCAAACUCCUCAAAUCUCGGCAAACGCCUGAGGGUGAAUUUCUCCCCCUCGAUCAACUUGAAUUGGAUGUAGGUUUUAGCACAGGAGCAGACCAACUUUUUCUUGUUUCACCACUUACAAUCUGCCAUGUGAUCGAUUCAAAAAGCCCCUUCUAUGACCUUUCUCAACGAAGCAUGCAAACCGAACAGUUUGAGAUUGUUGUCAUCCUAGAGGGCAUCGUGGAAACAACUGGGAUGACUUGUCAAGCACGAACAUCCUACACAGAAGAUGAAGUUCUCUGGGGUCAUCGAUUUUUCCCUGUUAUCUCCUUAGAAGAAGGAUUCUUCAAAGUAGACUAUUCCCAGUUCCAUGCAACAUUUGAAGUCCCUACGGCACCUUACAGUGUGAAAGAACAAGAAGAAAUGCUUCUUAUGUCCUCCCCUUUAAUAGCACCAGCUGUAAGUAACAGUAAAGAAAAGCAUAAUUCUGUAGAAUGUCUAGAUGGCUUAGAUGACAUUGGUACAAAGCUACCAUCCAAACUUCAGAAAAUGACUGGAAGGGAAGACUUCCCUAAAAAACUACUAAGGAUGAGUUCCACCACUUCAGAAAAGGCCUAUAGCAUGGGGGACUUACCCAUGAAACUUCAGCGAAUAAGUUCUGUUCCUGGCAACUCAGAAGAGAAACUGGUAUCUAAAACCACAAAGAUGUUAUCAGAUCCUAUGAGCCAGUCUAUGGCGGACUUGCCACCAAAACUUCAAAAGCUAUCAGGAGGAGGAGGUAGAAUGGAGGGAAACCUCCCUCCUAAACUGAGGAAAAUGAAUUCUGAUCGAUUUACAUAACAUGAACAGAACUUUUAGGUAUUAUUUCAUGUUUGAAUGGCCAACCAACCCAGUUCGAGCAGGAAAGCAGACACAUUGAAAUUGUAUCCAUUGACCAAUUUUUCUUAGACUACAUGCACACUGGCACAAAGCUCUUCCCUGAGACUGAGGACUAUGCUGGAUUCUACAAUAAAAGAUCAGUUCAGUUUGGGACCAUACGGAAGCUAAUGAGCUAAUAUUAAUCGGCAUGUAAUAUCACCACAAGCAUGCAAUAAUAGUGUGCAAAUUUUGCAUAUAAUUUUAUGGCAUGGUUCUUACUAUAUUUAUACUGUAUAUUCGGGUGGGGGCGGAAUGUAAAUGAGGUGUUACUCUCCUAUAUUUCUUAAGCAUUAAGUCAUGGGUAAAACAUAAGUGGGUUACUUACAGGGCAGAUUAUAGGUUAAUUUAUAAUGGGCACUAUCCAGCCAGACAUAAACGUUUUGGGCAUGACCUUUUUGCUUGCUGUAUCCUCUCCACCACCCACAGACUCACACAGGUGAGUUUUCUGCUGCCAAGUCCCCCUCCUGCAGUUGAGGGGGAGCUGCUCAGGAGAAAGGUUGAGCACACAUGGACUGAUUGCAUUGCCCCUUUUUAAGACUUAAGCAAGCUCUUAAAUCUCUUAUAUUUCAGUCAAUGAGGCUUUUAAAAAAUGUCUUUCACUUUGGCGGAAUCAUGCCUAGAACUGUUUUUUCUUAUGUAAACUGUAAUGUUUUGUUAAGACAGUUAUUGUGCAUGUUUGAUUUGUUAAAAUAAGGCUAUAAUUAAGAAUUCUGAACACCAAAACUUGUAGCCUUAAGCUCCUUAUUUUGUUUGCUUUAACAGUCUCUCCCCCCCCCCUUUUGGGGACCCUGUACUUCUACUAUAUUUUUUUAAAACACCCAUAAAUCUUAGGACUGGGCAAAAUAAUAUGCCAACAAAAGUUUCAUUUUACACACAAGGCGUACUGUUCAAAGAGAGUCAUUGUGACAGAUGCUUAUUUCAUAUUUGUUAAAAUAAGUUUGAGGUAAUAUUCCAAAUUGAAAUGUGUUCUUGAUUUAUUAUGCUGAUUGAUUCACUUGGGUAUGUAAAUGAUCAACUUUGUACACCAAGUAGAUUGAUUUUUCAAUAUCUUGACUCCAGUUCUCCAAAUGUUAGAGUAAUGAUGGAUUCAAAAACUGAGAACUUCAUAAAAGAUGCUGUAUAUCACCUGUAAUUUCUUGAAGAGGUAUUUCUCUAUAACUAUGCAUACAUGGUUAUGCCCAGCAUUACCAAUACUCACAGGUUCUUGGCAUCGAUUAUAACUAGGGAUGUGCACGAACAUGUUCGGAGGCCCUUUUACGGGUGUCCGAACAGGUUUGAACCCGGGGCCAGUUCGAAGUUCAAAGGCCCCAGGUGUAGCGCUUUAAGUGCGGGGGAGGGUGCACUCACCCCUCCCGCUGCUCCCCCCUGCCACUCCCCCCCGCCGGUGUUCAUUACUUUCCGAAACCUUUGGGGCGGCAGCAUACCUCCCUGCCGCCCUGUCCUUGGCCAGAAGUGGCCAGAAGUAGCGGAUGCAUGUGUGCUUGUCAUGUGUGUGCAUGCACAUGGCAGACAGGCGCACGUGUGCAUGCAUGCCCAGUACUUCUGGCCACUUCUGGCCGAGGAUGGGGAAGGGGCAGCAGGGAGGUACACUGCCGCCCUGAAGGUUUUGGAAACUAACAAGCCUCGGCAGGGGAAAAGCGGUGGGAGGGGUGAGUGCACUCUCCCCCGCCCUUAAAGCGCUAUCCCCACCACCUCCGAACAGCAGAGGUGAGGUUCCAUGCACAUCCCUAAUUAUAAGGUUAGCAGUUAUCAGAAUCUGCUUUAAGACUGCUUGUAUGAUAACUACUUCAGUAUUAGAUCUUGCAGUUUUGGUAGUUCAGGGUGCUUUUUCACAUUACCAACAGCCUUCUCGGGCAAUAAGUUUCAAUGUGAUCCAAUGUGGCUUAAAUCCUUCUCAUACAUGAAGGCAAAUGAAGAGAAAUACUGACUAUGUGUCAACACUACAUCACCAGAAGAGGUCCAGGCUGAGUGCAGUUUCCAUAAUGAACAUGAACUUCUACCACUUGGUUCACAUAAAGUAUAAGAAAGCACCUUUGCAGCCCAGUCCUAAACCCAAAUUAUCUUCUAUAAGAAAAGUUUAGAUCAGAUGCAGCAAUCCCAAAUCUGUGAUAAGGGCCACAUCUCUUACACAGUACAACCACUGAGGUCAAUGCAACAUACACAAGGAGCCCUUUCUUACGGUCAGUGAGGAAGGCCUUGAGGGUACGAGGGAAGGAAGCUUUAAAAAGUUUACCUCUCCUGCAGAUGAUCCCUGGUUUGGGCCUGGGCUCACUCAGGUGUGCAGCUGCCUCCUCUGGCAGUGCGGAGGGUGGGGGAUGAGACGUGUUGCCCUGGCCUCCAGAAAUCCCAUACCAUACCACGCAAGAGCACAGUGCAUUAUGGGGAUUCUUGUGGCCCUGGCCGGGAGGCUGCUACUGUGUCACAGCCAUGUGGUGCCAUGUGGCACUGACACACAAUCAUUUAUCCUGGGUUAAGGGUGUGCUUGUGCCCUUAACCCUGACUUAGCAGCAGGCCUCUUUGACCAUGCAGCUCCCGGCGGUUCUUACGAUCCACCAAGACCAGGCUUGGCUUCCUUAGCUCAGUUUUGGCUGAUUGUAAGCAUCACCACCACUUACAAGUUCUUGAAAAUACAGUUCCAUAGCAGAAGUAUAACAACUUUGCACACAGUUUUGCUCAUAAUAAAAUGGCCGAGUGAGUCAAAAGUUCCUAGGAGAGAACUACAUAGCAAACCUCAGUUUCCUGGUUUAGGAUUAGGGUUUUUUAAUUCCAACUCCAGAGGUCAGGAUCUAGAGUUCUGUCCAGGUGAAAACUGCAUUUUUAGGUGCUUGGAUAGCGCUGCUAAGACUUAUGAGGAUCCCAACAGAUUCUCCUGCACUCUGCUCAGUUUUCUAGAAUUGCACAGCAAUUCAUCCAUGGUGGAGUCACAGAAUAUUUAACAGAUCUCUUGAGGCUGCUUUUGCCCAUUCCUAGCUGGGAGCCAAUUUAGCUAUAGAAAGCACAUGCCUUUGGGUUUUUGCCAUCUUAGCCAAAGCAGACUUGAAGCAUUGAGUUCUUAGUCUUUCUAGAUGAGCAGGAAACUUGCAGCUUCAAUUAUUUUGUUGAAUGCAUAUAAGUAUAGACAGAUAAUGUUAAAAAUCACUUGGGAAUCACACAGUCCUGAGACACUGCAUAAAUGCACUGAAACAGGAGCCACAAUACCACCCAAGCAACCCAAGUUGCCCAUUUUAAAAGAUAGAAUAAUUCCGUUUACAGUGUGCUGCACACAUAAGACAUCAGGGAUCCAAGUGAAUCAUGCCAGAGGUGCCUGUAGGACAAGAAAAAAUGUUUAAUAAAACCCAGAUGGCUUAAUUAUGGAAAUUGUACUACAUGCUGCAAGGGAAGAUAAAUAAAUGUAGUUACCAACUAAUCUGACCAGGGUGAAAUUCCAGCCCAGUAUGGGGAUCUGUUAAGCCCUGAGCAUGCAUAACAAAGGUUGUCUAUGAAGUGCCAGGCAAAAAUGCUGUUGCAAAACUGUUAGGGCAGGAUCCAAAGAGAUACUCCUAGCUGAGCCCAAAGGUUUGUCCCUCCCCCCGCCCCGUGCCCCUUUAAACAGCAGAUUCUCAUGCCAUAUCAGAAACUUCUUUUGAAAUGAACCUCAGCUUGCCAUGGAACAUGAGGAGCUGCUGUUUGAGAAAGAGAAGUCCUUUGAGAGUGUGGAGCUAGCCAUGUGGCUCUGUGAACUUUGGCCUUAUUUUACUGCCAUGGAUUUGAGCCAAAAGCAGACAAUGCACACAAUCCAUUCAAAACUUAGAAAAGAUUGGAAUUUGCAUUCAAGUCUUUGAAUUGCAAGCAGGUUUCAUGUUUUGUUCUUGGAAUUAACAUGAAAGAAUGCAUAAAUUACGGCAAUAAUGAGAAUAUAAAUAUGCCAAAUUUAAUAUUGUUGCACUUUCCUCCUGCAAACCCAAGCAAACAAAAUUGUUGAAAAACAACUAAAUCUGCAAACUAUAAAUGUGAAUUAUUGUAAAUAGCAUCACAAUAGAAAUAUUUCCUUGUGAGAUUUCCCCUAAAUUCUUUUAAGGCCAGUUGGGGACCUGAUUCAAAUUAGUUGGUCAUGUUGGCUGACUUCCUGACUAACACUGCACUUGUGUAAGGACAUUGCUCUAACAAAAGGCUGUUGUGCUAGCUAGUUGCACUAAGAAUGGAGUUUGCAUUCCAAACUAAUGUUGCCCUAGCACAAACAUGUUCACAUUAUGCAACAAGGUGUGCAACCUGUGGCAUGCUUUACAUGUUUUGCAGGGAACUUUUGUGCAGUGCAACUUUGAGCAUCCCUGUGAUUUUGCACACACAAGAUUUAUUGCAGCUCUGUUCAUUGUGCAAGUGCAGUAUUAGUCAGAAUGUUUGCCACUCUCUCUUAUCCAUGGACACAAGGUGUUUGUUCUAAUUACCUUAGUAAUGAACUGAUCAUUUGUUAUAUAUGUACUAUGUACUGAGGGCUGAUUCUAUACAUGAAUGUACAUCACUAUCUCAUCACUCGCUGACUAACAUUUCAACUUAUGAACUGCUCCACAAUUUAAAGUUUUGGCUUGGUCCAAAAAAACCUGAGCAGUUCCACUUGUGGAAUGGAACUUUCCUACCUCCCAUUCCUGCUGCAGUUCUCUGCAUUCCCAGAAGAGCCAGUCCUUAGGACUGUGGACCCUCCAGAAUAACAUGAGAUGUGACAAAGAGGCCUAAGGCAAGAAAGGAAAAUUGGAAUAAAUCCAUUCCUUUGCGUGAGCAGAAACCCUCUUCAUGCUAGCCCUCCACUGGAUCCAAGACAUUGAGGUCAUUCUUACUGUCUUCUACCCAAGUUUGGGAGCUUUGUGUGCUCCCAAUUUCCAGUUGUAUGGAAGCAAGAUAAGAGGAAAACCUGGGCAACGUAUGAGGAAAAGCUACCCAGGUUUUCCUACUACCUUGCUUCCACACAGUCACUUCUACCCAAAUUUUCCUCCUGCCAUGCUUCCAUACAACUGAAAAUUGGGAGUACACAGAGCUCCCAAACCUGGGUAGAACACAGUUUUUGAUUGUGUGAAUGACCUGAUUGAGUUGUAUCCAAAGAACAUCUUCCAAAACUGGAAGAAGCUCUGUUUGUGCAUGGGAAGUGGGUUUUGCCAAUUUCCCCUUCCUUCUACAGCCCCUAGAAAUGUACUCCUAAGGAUUGGAGGAUCUCUACAUAGGAGAAGGAUACAAACUGUUGUGUUUGAGAUGGUGUAGGGAGAAUGGAGUUCUAAAUAGUAUAUAUGCUUGAUCUGAGAUAGCUCUUUCACACAGGCAAGUGAUUUCUGGAUUUCCAGUCAUCAAGUGAUGAACAUGCAUGUGCUAACUCAUUCUGACUGAUAACAAUGUGUAAUUAUGUUGAUGCAUAUUUUUAAAUCAUUCUCAUCUCUGUUCUUUCAAUAAAAAUAUUUGUCAAUAUAUAGAGAUGGUUCGUUUGACAUGUAAAACAGGGUUAAUUAAAAUGAAUAAUAGCAAAAUCUAUCCAGGUUUUCAAUUUUGUGUGAAGCAAUUGGUAUUUCAUUUUCUGAAAGUAUAUUUUUAGCCACAGAUAAUUAGGCAUUUUUUAUUUGAAGAACAUACAUUUAAAUAUGUAAUGGUUGCUGAUUUCCUAGUUCUAUUAGCAUGUCUGUCUCAAAGGGCUCUGAACCAUUUAAAAUGAACAAGUGGCCAUUUAUAGCUCUGUAUAAAUCAACAAGAGUAACAGCAGAUCUACCAAACCUGUAGAUUUUGUGACUUAUUAAAGGUAGUGAAAAACGGUUCUAUAUCUCUUGAGAAAUCCAUUCAACUCCAACUACUGCAGGGAGCUGUUGUGAUUAUCACAUUGUACUUGUAUGGGCUUGAUGUUUUCUUUCAACUUGGCUUACAUUGUUUAACAUUUGUUUAUUGAAAUGCAUGCUUUUAGACUUUUCAUCCAGUUGUCAGUUCAUUGCACACUGUGAGCCCUUCCCCACAAUCAGUGAGAAAGGGCUUGGGGCGUGCAGGGAGGAAGCCUUGAAAAGCUUAGCUCCCCCGCAGAUGAUUCCUCCGCCUGUGAUGGGCACAGAGAUCGCAUGCCCAGAUGUGCAGCUGCCUCCUCUGGCAGAGUGGAGGGUUGGGGGCCGAGAUGCAUUGCAUUGCCCUGGCCCUGGAACUCCCAUAAUGCACUGUGCAAGUGCAUAGUGCAUUCUGGGGAUUCCCCCGGCACUGGUUGAAGGGCUGCUGCUGUUUUGGUGCCACGCAAAGUCAUGCAGCACCGACACAUGAUCAUUUAGCCUGGGCUAAGGGUGUACUUGCCCCCUUAACCCUAGCUAACAAAAGGGGCUCUUUGGCAGAUUUUCCACUGCGCCUCUGCCUGGAGCCACGUGGCUCCCAGCGGUUCGCAUGUGCAGGCAAAACCAGGCUUGGCUUCCUUAGCCCAGUUUUGCCUGCACAUGAGAACAGCCUCUGUGUCUAAUUCCUGGUAUGGUUUUCUAAAAGAACCAUACAGAACGUGCAUGAUGACCAAAAUUCUACUGUGUAACAGGAUAAAUUUUAAGUUCUUGUUUAUGGUUUCUUCGCAUUCAUCAUUGAGAGUUUGUUUUAAAAGUAUGUUUGAUUUAUGUGCCAUGCCCAGAUUUUUAAAAAGAAAAGAAAAACCCCUGUAACAUCAGUUCUUUGAGAACUGUAGCAUUCUGCGCUUCAGCAUGGAAGCUGGACAUUUGGUGAUAUUUGCUCGUCUCAUUAUCUUUAAAUACUAACUUGAUCCACCUUCAUUAUUGAACUUGUGUAUGUUCAACUGUAUAAUCAGGAACAAGGUUUGCAUAGAAUAAUAGGAGUACUCAUCUAUAAAGUACAAGGUUAUCUUUAUGUGGUGCAAGAUAACUAGUCUAGCGCAUUGAAACUGGAAGGAUUGUAUUUCUGUCAUGAUGAAACAAAAAACUUCAACUUUGAUUUAUUCAAACAACAUGUAGUGUUAAAUUCAAAAAUAGCUUUCUCUUUUCCCUGCUUGAAACAAUUGUUCAACCAACCUUAUGAUGGUUAUGUCUGGCUGUGUCUGCAUUAUGAUGUGUAUCUAGAUUAAAUUAUCUAGAUAGAUUAUCUUUGCUUUUUAAUCAAUGCAUCAAAACUAAAAGAGAAGUUGUAAAUAAAUUUAGCACUCUCUCAUUUUUUUAGCAACUUUCUUUUAAUUUUUUUUCAGUUAAAAGUUCUUUUUUAAAAAUUGUCUAGCAACUUAGUCCAUUAUUAUUUUCACCCUAAUGCUUAUGCUACCAAGACAAUUCUGUUGGACUGCACAGCAGGUCUGUGUUUUUGACUGCUGAAUUUAUGCUUGAACUAUAUUGUAAAUUGUACAUAUUCAAAUUAGAAUAAACUAAUUGCAUUUUCUGGCAUGCAAUCUAUAAUUGUAUAAAUGUACAAGUUUAUUUGGAUAAUAUAAAAUUAAUGAACUCUUGUACUCAUUAAUACUGCAAGCUCAGUUUUAUCUAAAGCUAUAUUAAACUUUCAAAGAAAUAUUGGAUUUAAAUGUCA